Molecule: messenger RNA, 3741 nt
Organism: Clarias gariepinus (North African catfish)
Lineage: Eukaryota; Metazoa; Chordata; Actinopteri; Siluriformes; Clariidae
Gene: cpne8
Product: copine VIII
Exons: 20
Coding region: 15-1742 (575 amino acids)
Biological process (GO): cellular response to calcium ion
Cellular component (GO): plasma membrane
Molecular function (GO): calcium-dependent phospholipid binding
Source: RefSeq, a predicted model, not a curated record
UGCCACAUUAAGUCAUGUCUUCGACUAACAGCUUCCCGAAUUUGGCCAGUAUCGGCGACUGGGAGCCUCUGAUCUCUGCCAUUCCCGCCACCAAAGUUGAGCUCACGGUGUCGUGCAGAAACCUAUUAGACAGAGACACAUUCUCCAAAUCUGAUCCAAUUUGUGUGCUUUACACUCAAACGGUGGCGAACAGGGAGUGGAGAGAGUUUGGGAGAACAGAGGCCAUCAGUAACUCCCUGAACCCAGACUUUGUUCGAAAAUUCAUCCUCGAUUACUUUUUCGAAGAGAGGCAGAAUCUACGCUUUGACCUGUAUGACCUCGACUCAAAGAGUGAAAAUCUUUCCAAACAUGAUUUCCUGGGUCAGAUGUACUGCACUCUUGGAGAGGUAGUCGGCUCCCCAGGUAGUCGUAUGGAAAGAACACUCAUGGGCAUCCCUGGAAAAAAUUGUGGAACCAUCAUUGUUCAAGCAGAAGAACUUGGAAAUUGUCGGGAAUCAGUAUUGCUUCAAUUUUGUGGAAACAACUUGGAUAAGAAGGACUUUUUCGGCAAGUCAGACCCAUUUCUUGUCUUCUCUCGCAGCAAUGAAGAUGGAACAUACACGAUUUGCCAUAAAACUGAAGUGGUAAAGAACACACUGGACCCUGUGUGGCAGGCCUUUAAAAUCUCAGUCAGAGCACUGUGCAAUGGAGACUAUGACAGAGCAAUAAAGAUUGAGGUAUAUGACUGGGACAGAGAUGGAGGACAUGACUACAUUGGAGAGUUCAAAACCAGCUAUAGGGAACUGUCCAAGGGCCAGUCUCAGUUCACUGUUUGGGAAGUAUUAAACAUGAAGAAAAAGAAAAAGAAGAAGAAGAAAUACCUCAAUUCAGGAACUGUGACUUUGCUGUCAUGCCUCAUAGAUGUUGAAGUCACCUUUUUGGACUAUAUUAAAGGAGGCACGCAGCUUAAUUUCACGGUGGCAAUCGAUUUUACCGCAUCAAAUGGAAACCCAUCCCAGCCUACGUCUCUCCACUACAUGAACCCAUACCAGGUGAAUGCCUAUGCCAUGGCUCUGAGAGCUGUGGGUGAGAUCAUUCAGGACUACGACAGUGAUAAGAUGUUUCCUGCACUGGGGUUUGGAGCAAAGCUGCCUCCUGAUGGCAGGGUCUCGCAUGAAUUUGCGUUGAAUGGGAACCCAGGAAAUCCAUACUGCAGUGGUAUUGAAGGUGUAAUUGAAGCAUAUUAUCAGAGUCUGAAGAGUGUUCAUCUCUACGGCCCCACAUAUUUCUCACCUGUUAUUAAUCAUGUUGCAAGGUAUGCAUCAUUAAUAAAGGAUGGCUCAGAGUACUUCAUUCUACUCAUCAUUUCAGAUGGAGUUAUCUCUGACAUGGCUCAGACCAAGGAAUCUAUUGUAAAUGCUUCUUGUCUUCCAAUGUCAAUAAUAAUAGUGGGAGUUGGAUCAGCUGAAUUUGAUGAAAUGGUUGAAUUGGAUGGGGAUGAAGUCAGGAUCUCCUCAAGAGGAAGGUUUGCAGAAAGAGAUAUUGUACAGUUUGUUCCCUUCCGAGACUACAUUGAUCUAAGAGGGAAUCACAUCCUCAGCAUGGCCCGUCUGGCCAAGGAUGUGCUGGCUGAAAUUCCAGAUCAAUUCCUAUACUACAUGAGAACCAGGGGCAUCAAACCAAACCUGACACCUUCAACUUAUUCUUCCAAACCCAGGACGGCUCUGUCCCACUCUGCAGAGUCAUUACAGACGCAGAUCUGAAGAGGACCAUGGUAGUGCACUUGGUCGAGUACUGGGUUUUCCGUACUUGGCUGAGGAUUAGGCUUUCUGAGUUAUACAAUAGCUGGGUUAGUAAGCCAACAGAGACUUCUGUUAAAAGCCUGAAUAUGGCUAGUACAAAGAUUGAUCUCAUAAUUGAGUUUGAUAAUGUGAGAACGGUUUAUGUCUAACUAAAACAAUCGUCAUUAUAUGCCUCAUACUUUUUGUCUUUUACUUCAAAUGGCUGGCUGAGCUAUAAACAAAAUGUUUACAGUGUUUGUGAUUUAUACAAGCAGAUAAUUAUAUACCUCAUGAAUACUGAAGUAGCUGAAACGUUUUGUAAUGUAACACAAAAGGGAGAGUGAACAUGUGAUGAAGAUAGUGUUCAGUCUCUUCAGUUUAUAUUACUAACCAUUCUGGUUUCUUCCACUCCACUGCCACACUGUGUUUCUGAACAAGUCUUAGAGCUGCUGUGAGGACAGGCCUUAUUAUUGGUUUCACACUAAUUAGUAACAUUUUACAAUAUGGAUCCUUAAUUAAAGUCCUUACUAACUUAGCAGGAACCGUAGUACUGCCAUGGUAGUUUCUUACCAAAACUAUUAUAUUAAUAUGUUUAUUAAAUUGCUAAAAUGUAUAAACAAAGUGUAAGUUGCAUGAUUUUGCAGUUAAUAUUAAAUUACUAUGCUGAUAAUAUUCAUCCAAACCAGCACCGUAACUUAAUGUUACUUAUUAUAUCAUUACACUUUAGUCUACUUAGUUUAUUAUAGUGAUAAAUAAUAAUUAACAGUAAAAAAAACUGUUUAAAAACUUACUGCUAAGUUAGUAAGCACUAAAUAAGGCAUUAUAUAAGGAACUGUAUUGUAAAGUUUUACAAAAUAGAAGACAACAGCACUAUAACAGCUUUUACAUCAAUGAGUAUUAAAAUGCUAGCCUGUAAUUAAGUGUAGCUAUAGAAGCAUGUAACUGCAUGCAUUUUUUAUAGAGUUUGUAUUAUACUGAAAAAUUAUUAAGUUGUUGUGCGGUAUGAAACAUAGGUGCUGUUGGGCAACAUUUACUGACUUGUAGUAUUGCACUUUAUGAUUGUGGAAAAUUACAGCACAAUUUGUUUUUUAAUUUUAAUGUUUACCUAAUCGGGUUCACUUUUUAUGGGUUCAAGUGAACUCUUCAUUAACAAACAUCAUCCAUCCUCCAUUCAGAUACCAUCUGCGGUCUUGAAAUAAGACGAAUAGGUUUGUGUGUAUUGAUUGAUUUGACUGUUUUGUACAUACAUUAAUGAAAACGGGAAAUAUAUAGGAAAGUGAGGAAAAACAUGCAACUUGUAUAAAUAUAUGUUUAAAUUAUAUAUUUAAGUAAUGAUUUUUCCUCAAAGAAAGUGAGGAAACUUAGAACUUCAUCUAUUUACCAUGAGAAGAUGCCAGUUUAAAAUGUACACCCACACAAGCUGGCUGACGUACAAUAUUAUGCUUAUAAAACAUGCACAAACUGCAUCAAACUUUAAAACCUGUCCUAAAAAAUGGGACUCCCUUCAACAUUUCAUCACGUUUUUAUGGUGUGAUACUCAUGCAGUUCCAAGAUCUAUCAUGGACCUGCCUUAAAUUUCUGGGUAAAUAAAAUUGGUAAAUAAACCAAGACUGAAAUUCUCUAUGAAAGACAGAAAAGCAUUUUCAUACCAUGCCUGUUGAUUGAAUAAUGCAUGAGAUUCCCGUAUGUCUGUGGAAAGGAAAUUAAUUAGAGAAAAAAAAACUCUUGUAAAUCUGCAUGUCUAAAAGUGAAUUAAAGGAAUAAACAAAAAUGUGAAUAGAUGGUACAAAUGUUUAGUGUCCAUCUGGUAAAUCUUUGAAUGAUCACAUGGAUAAUGCGACUGAUGGUGUUAAACACAUCGUAUUAAAUUGACUCAGGUUGGAAUGUCCUUUGAUGAUUGCAAUAAAAGUAAAUAUGCUAAUCUUGUUCAGUUUGUCAUGUGCACAGGUUGUUCAAACUUCAUUUGAGAUUUUAGGUUUGC